Molecule: messenger RNA, 2074 nt
Organism: Camellia sinensis
Lineage: Eukaryota; Viridiplantae; Streptophyta; Magnoliopsida; Ericales; Theaceae
Source: RefSeq, a predicted model, not a curated record
AAGCGUACUCGAUUCUACGACGUCGACGACCAAAGCCCAAGACACCCAACUCUCACAUCCACACCACACCCCUAUCCAGAUCUCUUCUCACUCUUCCCUAUCCCAACAAAACCAAACCAAACCACCGAAUUAAUCUCUCUCUCUCUCUCUCUCUCCUUGUACUUUUUCACUGUCUAUAACUUUUUCAACCCAGAAAUGUCGGAAGCAAAAGACCCAGCGAUUAAGCUCUUCGGAAAGACGAUUCCCUUGCCGGAUAUUCCGCCUCCGCCCUCCGCCGGACCUCCUCCUCUUCUGUCUGAUUCUGAAAGUCUCAAUCUUGAUCGUUCUUCUUCGCCGGAGGAUGACAAGUCGAGCAGAGUCGGAGAAGAUCAUUACCCUGAUAAUAAGGCCCCAUCUGGUGGAAGCCUGAGUGAUACUAAACAGGUGGAUGGAGCCCGGCCUUUUCCUCCGGAGGAGAUUGCAGAUCCAACUACAGUGGUAAAUGAGAACCCAAAAACACCGUCCGUUGACAAUGAAGCUGCAACAUUAAAAGCUUCAAAGACUGAAGAAGAACAAAGUGAGACCAGUAACUCACAGGAGAAGACCCUGAAGAAACCGGACAAGAUUCUUCCAUGCCCUCGCUGCAAUAGCAUGGACACCAAGUUUUGUUACUACAACAACUACAAUGUCAACCAGCCCCGGCACUUCUGUAAGAAUUGCCAGAGAUACUGGACUGCUGGUGGGACCAUGAGGAAUGUGCCUGUUGGUGCUGGUCGUCGGAAGAACAAGAACUCAGCUUCUCACUACCGUCACAUAGCUGUAUCAGAAGCUCUUCAGAAUGCCCGAGCAGAUCUUCCAAAUGGAAUCCACCAUUCCACUCUAAAGCCCAACGGCACUGUCCUCACUUUUGGCUCAUCAGACACACCCCUUUGUGAGUCAAUGGCCUCAGUUUUGAACAUUGCAGAGAAAACGAUGAGGAACUGUGCCCAAACUGGGUUUCGUAAACCAGAAAAACUAAUAAUUCCAGUUUCUUACGUAGGUGGAGAGAACGGGGAUGAUCACUCAAGUGGAUCUUCAGUCACUGCUGCAAAUUCAAAGGAUGAUGUUGGUAGUAAAACUGGGCUACAAGAUCCAGUAAUGCAGAAUUGUCAUGGCUUCCCACCUCAAGUACCAUGCUUUCCUGGCACUCCGUGGCCAUACCCAUGGAAUUCAGCUCAAUGGAGUGGUCCGGUACCUGUACCCGCUUUCUGCCCUCCAGGCUUUCCUAUGCCAUUCUAUCCUCCACCGUAUUGGGGUUGUACCAUACCAGGAACUUGGAAUGUCCCUUGGGUGACACCGCCUAGUUCUUCUCCAAACCACAUAGCUCCUAGUUCUGGUCCUAAUUCCCCAACCUUGGGGAAGCAUUCUAGGGAUGAAAACAUGCUUAAGCAAACCAAAUCCGGGGAAGAGGACCCACAGAGAGAGAAUAAUCCUGAGAGGUCCCUAUGGAUUCCAAAAACUUUGAGAAUUGAUGACCCAGGGGAAGCUGCAAAAAGUUCUAUAUGGGCAACAUUGGGAAUUAAAAAUGAUAAAGUCGAUUCAGUUAGUGGGGGAGGUCUGUUUAAGCCCUUCCAACCGAAAGGCGAUGACAAGAGUCAUGUCUCUGAAACCUCUCCAGUAUUACAAGCCAAUCCUGCAGCGUUGUCUAGGUCGCUUGACUUCCAUGAAAGCUCAUAAGUGGGUAGCUUGAAGACUUCUUAACUUGCAUUGUGGUGGCAACGGAAGUGUUGGGUUCUGUUAGUCCAUUCAAACUACUGCAACUUUGUUCUUUGUCAGACCACAUCGGUUCACCAAACUCAGAGGAGAGCAAAGGGGAAGAGAGAGAUUGUAGAGUGGCUGAAGUAGCAACUGAUUUCUUCUUUUAUUGGCUGAAGUACGGACAGGUGCAUUUUGAUUUCAUGUAAAUUGUGUGCGGAGAUUCUAGUUCAUGUACAUAUUCAUAUAUGAAACAGGGCAUACUACAGAGUGAGUUUAUGUACCAAAUUCCCAGGUAUAUUAAAAUAAAUUGUGGAAUAAAAUUUGAACUUUUUGUUCCUUGUGAACAUACAGUAACUAA